ACACAACAAGGGAGUACAUGGAAUACAGACUUCAGAAUGUACCAGAUGAUGCAAUUGACCUAUCAAACUUCAACGUAGAGGUCAGUCAUGAGUACACCACACAGACGGAUGCUACAAGCUGUGGUGUUUGCAUAUGCAUAUAUGCGUGGAACGAAUGCAGCAAGGACAAGAAGUGUGACCCGAGCAGUUGCCGUUCUUUCAUAGCCAAAGAAAUUUUGAAUGCAGUGAAGGAUGUGGAACCAAAGAAUACAACAAAGGAAAUACGAAGCAAAUACGGACUGCGGGAGCAAGUUCCAGUGAAGAGAUUUUCGGAUUCGUGGUGUGCUGACCAACCUCUGCCAUUGAAACGAAUACGAAGACCUGAAUAUGCGGCAUUGAAGAUCCAAACACAGAAACCGAAUCCUGAGGUGCAGCUUAAAAGCACAAAAUGUGUCGAAAAGACGACAGUGACAAGAAAAGCCAUGCCGGUUCCUGCAGUAGACAUGAAGGAAUAUGGUGACCAACAAGUGAACAUACUUGCUGAUGAUCUCGAGGAGCUGAGGACUGUGGAACGAUCAGAAUUCCGAAAUGUGUUGGAAAAGAUAAUUGAUGAAGAUGUACCCAGGCUGUACCGGUACCCAACAAAUGAUACAGAAGAAGUACCUGAAGAGUUCAGGAGACAUGUGCUUUAUUUUCAACGAAAGAAGCUGGAGAGGAGCAGGGCCAUGUCCCACCUCAAUGCUGUUGGAUAUGCCAUACUGAUGCAGUCCAUGGAGACACAUUUGGUGACGAGGACAAGAGGUCCAAGACUUUAUGACAUCACAAAAAGAAAUCUGAUACUACCCGAUGUUGUACUACAAUUUGGACGUCCAAGGAACGACUAUUUCCUCAAAGUGGUGGAAGAUUUCAUUUUCUACCAUGCCAGAAAGCAUUUCGAAACAAGGCACACAGAUUCAUGACAGAUUGGAUAUGCGCUUAUUUAAGAGAAAGCGUUAUGAGUACAUAAGAGUAUAUCUAUUACAAAAAAUGAGGACCGGGUUGAUAUAAGAGUGAGUGAAAGGUUGAUACUGGAGUGAAUGAGUGAGUGACAUUAAGAAGAUAUGUUGUUUGAAUAUUGAAUAUUUGAUGUUUGUGCUUAGUGGAAGGCCAUAGAAAACUUGUUUAAUAGAAAUUAGCGUAAAGCAAUUGACAAAUUAUCCACUUAUUACAAGGCUGGAUAAGUGAAAGAGAGCUAAAUAUUCCAAUGAACAAAUACGCGAAAUUGCAGCAAAUUAAGAACAUGUAGUGUGCAAUUCAUGGGACUAAAUUAACUAUAAAAGUCGUGUUUGAACCCUAUUUACUACUAGAUUGUAAUCAAUACAUUAUAAAUAUGGGAACACUGCCCACUUCCUGGAAUGUACAAGCAAAACAACCGAAACUAAACAACACAUUAAAACACAAAUGUUAUUUCAGAAAGUGGUCAUAUGUAACAAGUGUCAUAUUUGGGACAACACUUUCUUAGUAAAGUACAAAUUCUCGCACUUUGUUUGGUUGAGUCCCUAUCUAAUUACCCACUCAGCCACCGAGGCUUACGCAAAAAUGGAAGUACGACUACUGGUAGUCUAGAUCACGUACUUUGUGUACCGUUCUGACAAGUGUAAAUUGGCACAGCUCCCAUGGCCGAAAGCUAUGAACUUUACUAAGAAAGUGUCAUCCAAAAUAUAACAUUUGUUACAUAUGACCACUUUCUAAAAUGACAUUUGUGUGUUCAUAAACUUAGCACUUUUGUCUCCAAAAUUACUAUAAAGAAUAAGAAGGCCUCACUGCACACUUUGGAUAGCAGAAAUACCAACCUGAAUAUAAAUACAAUACAAAGAACUAUAUAUUGCACCUUACGGUUUAUUAAGCAGCAGCAGCUGUGACAAGUUUAUAACAAUGUCAUUCAAAGAAUAGAACUUACACAAAAGGCAUCCGGUGAGUUAUCACUGUUGGGGACAAGAGAUCUACUCACGCACCCAGUGGCAAACUGGGCAUCAUUGAGCUGAGUACUCAAGCAGUCCAGACAGACACAACCCAUGCACUGUGUCAAAGGCCGACAAACUUAUUCUCAGAUCUGACGUUUACAGAACACCCCUAAUACAUGAAUCACUUCACUUAAAGUCAAAGGCUCUUCACUUAGUUUACUCUUUUCCAUAUUUUCAAUUUUGUAGAUAUAUGUUUGUACAUCUAGUCUAAUACCACCAUUAGCCAUCAAAUGUAUAUAAAGUUCAGUUCAGUGUCGUCUGAAGGAACUUCCAUACGUAUGUGUAAUGGACAGAAGUGACAGUCGCUAGGGCAACGUGAA
Molecule: messenger RNA, 2302 nt
Organism: Haliotis rufescens (red abalone)
Lineage: Eukaryota; Metazoa; Mollusca; Gastropoda; Lepetellida; Haliotidae
Exons: 14
Coding region: 18-938 (306 amino acids)
Source: RefSeq, a predicted model, not a curated record